This is a messenger RNA of Kickxella alabastrina, 1048 nucleotides long. RefSeq lists its product as uncharacterized. The record is from RefSeq and is a predicted model, not a curated record. The coding region runs from base 398 to 1048 and encodes 216 amino acids. The transcript has 5 exons. Lineage: Eukaryota; Fungi; Kickxellomycota; Kickxellomycetes; Kickxellales; Kickxellaceae.
CCACUUUUCCACUUUUCCACUUUUCCACUUUUCCAUUUUUUGUUUUCUCACUCUUAUUUCAAGAAAAAAAAGCAAUUUGCGUUGCAUAAACUGUAUUGGCCCGCUCCCUCACCCAUUCACUCAUUCAGCUUUUUGCUCAGUUGCUCGCAUUUAUACACACAUUUCUAUCAACCGAGCACUGGCUCUAGCCAUAACCAUAGCCAUAGCCACAGUUGCAAUUGCAAUUGCAGUUACAGUCACAGUCACAGUCACAGUCACAAUACCAGAACCAAAACCAGCAGCCAAUGUCAUUUCAGAAUUUGUUUGUGCCGCGGGCGCGCAUUGCCACGUUCAAGGUGCGCCUGCAAAUUGAGGACCUCAACAACGUGCCCCCGCUCAGCGGCGUUUUCUACGCCAAAUGGAAGUGCCAGGACCAAAGCGGCUCUUCGCCGAGUAUGCCUGUGGUCAACCAGAGGUGCGGUGGGCGCAUGCUGUCCAGAAGACUGUCGACAUACCAAUCAGCAAAGACGGCAUGCUCAUGCCAUGCGAGUUGAAAGUAGCAAUCAAGCAGGAGGUGUACUCGCAUGUGCGCACAAAGGUCGGCGCAUUGGCCGUCAAUCUCUCCGAAUACGCCCGGCUGUCCGGAUCGUCGCGACGCUAUUUUCUGCAAGAAUGCAAGCUCAAUUGUACCCUAAAGCUUUCCAUACACGUCACGCAGGAGUCUGGACCCGAAAACUACGAAAUCCCGCCCCUUGACAGAUCGAUGGUGCUCACAGACCUCAACGACAUGAUCACAAACGAAAGCAACGCCGCGCGGAGCGGCAGGGAAAACUCGACCAAGGGCACGUCGUUCUCCAGCCGCCAGCACUCGAUCAUACGCCAGAACAGCGGUAACGGACUUGUCGCUGCCAACUCGCCAUCGUCGGUCCAUACAACCAGUCGGAGCAACACGACAGACACGUCUCAGUCUUGCGCGCUGCUGCCCAUCGACAACACCAACCGCUCGUCCAAGAAGAACCAGCAGAUCGUCGAGGAUGUGUUUGUCUCGUCACCAACCCUGCCCACAUGA